AUGUCGUCUAGAAGUGAAAUGUCGCUUGCUCAAAGUGAAGAUGUUUCUGGUGAUGCGGUCGUGAUGUGCAGACAUGGAUUGAGAGCUUCAAUUUAUACAUCAUGGACAUUGCGUAAUCCAGGGAGAAGGUUUUCCAGAUGUGGAUAUCGGGAGGGGAAUGAUUGCAACUUCUUCCAAUGGUAUGAUCCUUCGUCUCAUGGCCUUGAGAAGGAAAUCCUUACUUAUUUGUUGAGACAGAGAAAUACAUUCAAGGAGAAAGUUAAAGGCUUGGAGGAGCUAAAUAACACUAUAAUUGAACGAUUGGCGCUGAUGAAGGAGAAGUGUGAACGCUUGGAAUCACUUAGUACUGAAUUGAAAAAUAAAGUUGAAGUGUUAUCAAAGUCAGAAAAAAUGUAUGAAAGCUAUUUGAAAAUUAAUGUCAAGAAUGACAGUGGUAUUGGGUUGUUUAUGUUGGCAUGA
This is a messenger RNA of Hevea brasiliensis (rubber tree), 459 nucleotides long. RefSeq lists its product as uncharacterized. Gene Ontology annotation, molecular function: zinc ion binding. The transcript has 3 exons. NCBI's taxonomy places the organism in Eukaryota, Viridiplantae, Streptophyta, Magnoliopsida, Malpighiales, Euphorbiaceae. The coding region runs from base 1 to 459 and encodes 152 amino acids. The record is from RefSeq and is a predicted model, not a curated record.